This is a messenger RNA of Helianthus annuus (common sunflower), 1455 nucleotides long. RefSeq lists its product as uncharacterized. The transcript has a single exon. The coding region runs from base 1 to 1455 and encodes 484 amino acids. The record is from RefSeq and is a predicted model, not a curated record. NCBI's taxonomy places the organism in Eukaryota, Viridiplantae, Streptophyta, Magnoliopsida, Asterales, Asteraceae.
AUGGGUUCACAUCCUGCAACUGAUUAUUGUAAUCAAAAUAUGUUGCCCGCGUUGGGUGGCUGGGAACCAUAUAUAUUUCGACAUCAAUAUGUUCCACGUCCACUUCCAUAUGUUAACCUCAACAACCUCGAUGCCAAAUCUUUGUUCGAUUUCUGCAAAAAUGUAAAAGAAUGUGAAUCCAACUCAGAGAUGGAGGAUAUGUAUAGCUCACCUAUGGUGUUAAUUGGGAUCUAUAUCUCAGUAGCAUCUGCAAUUUGCAUUCUUGCCAUGGCACUCGAUCUUUUGAACGGUUUCAGAAUCAGAAAAUUUUGGUUUCCAACUAAAUAUUUUUCCCUCAACGCCGCCUCUAUCACAGUGAUAGCAGUGGCUAUGAAACUACCUGUUGAUUUGACUAGUCCAAUGCGAGGGACGGUGGACCAAACUGGCAAGCUUGGAAGCCUGGCCUUUAUGUGCACAAUGAUGUCUAACUUAAUGCCUUCUCUAGCAUCUAUGGACAACAAGUCACUUCUUGCUAAUAUCACAGCUUUAUCCAUUCUCGUCAUCACAGUGAUUGUGAAUAGUUUCAUUCAGAUUAGGACUCAUGUAAUUCUUCCUGGUUUCAUGGUGGUAGCAUGCAUCUAUAUGGGUAUGUUACUCUUCUUACUAAUAAUAUUGAUCUCUUCUGCCAUAACAAUUCCAACCUCAAAGAAAAUUUUAGAAAUCAAGUAUCAAGCCAUUAGCAAAACAAUAUUGAUUGAUCAACAUCAACAAGAAAACCUUAUAUCUACUGUUGAUAAGCUAAGGCAACUUGUGAAAAGAUAUUGGAUUAUGGCAGAAACGGGUAGCCCUCAAUUUGUGAUGGUGAGUAAUCCAUUAUCUUCUGCAUCCAGCAUAAUUUGUGUACUUAGUAUGCUCAUAUACUUGCUUGUAGCAUGGGUGAGAUUUUGGUUCAAUGCUUCUAUACUUACGAAUGACAGUCCAACAUUGAACUCCGUGUAUAAGUGGUCAAUGGUUAUCAUUGUCGUUACACAGUCCAUUGGAGUUGUAGUGGGUUCCAUUGCCCCGGUAUUUAGAUGUUUUACAGUUUUGAGCUUCAAAUCAUUGAAUAGGAACCAUUUGGUGUUUAAAGUAGACAAGUAUUGGACUCAAAAGUUGUCUGAUUGGAAAGAAAGUCGAAUAAGUUUUUUGUCCACUAGGCGUAGAUCAAGAGCUCUUCUUCAUAACUUGCAAAACCGGAUUUUAUGGUUUUGCAUUGGAUUUCAGAAGGUAGUUGUAGUCUCAUGCAAAAUAAUAGGGCUGCUUUCCAUUGUGGUUGUAAUCCCUUUCGUAUACUUGUCACGUUGUUUCAGCUCAGUGAAGAGGAUGUUGUUUAAUACAUCCACUGCCUCAAGCAGUGGGGAAACAAGCAGUGGGGAAACAAAUGAAGACCUCAGCAAAUAUGUUUUGUUAGUCGAAGAUAAUUGUAAAGUUUUAUGA